Molecule: messenger RNA, 3843 nt
Organism: Rangifer tarandus platyrhynchus (Svalbard reindeer)
Lineage: Eukaryota; Metazoa; Chordata; Mammalia; Artiodactyla; Cervidae
Source: the annotation of a GenBank genome assembly
AUGGAUUGGGGAGAUGAAUAUCCCCACAAUUCUUUUGACCUACAUUGUUUGUUAAAUUCAUUUCCUGGAGACUUGGAGUUUAAGCAGAUCUUCAGUGACAUUGAUGAAAAGAUAGAACAAAAUGCUCUCAGCAUAGAAUGUUGCAUUAAAGAAAUACAGUCUGAAGUUAACAAACAGUGUCCAGAUGUACAGCUGCGAACGACGACUGACUGCUUUGAAUGGCUAAAUAAUUAUAAUUAUAGUUCAUCCAAGUCACCGUCCAUUCCCCAUGGAGAUUUGAUAAAAUUUCUCAAAAUACUGCAAGAUUUGUUGAAGAAUGAACAAAAUCAAGAAGAGAUGGUAUUGAAUUUACUUUGGGACCUCUCCUGCCAGAGCAGUGUUUCAUUCCCAUCCAUUGUAAGUGGAGCAUCUUUCCAUUUCCUCUCUAGGGCUUCUCUUCAUUCUGUUGAAGACCAUUCCUCAAUGGAUGUAAAGUCUGUAUGGGAUGAUAUAAGACUACAUCUUCGACGCUUCUUAGUGAACAAAUUACAAAGCCACAGUGAAAUAAACAAUUCACAGCAAAAAAUUUUGUUGAAAAAUCAGUGCAUACAGCAACUCUUAUUUCUUUAUCCAGAAUCAGAAGUUACAAGCAAGUACCAAAGCAUACAGAAUAAACUGUUGACCAAACUUCUGCAGAACUGUUUUCCUUCUUUUAGCAGAGAAUCAAAUUUAGACAUAAUGGUUGAUAGAUACCAAGGUACAAUGCUUAAGUUAUACUCAAUGAUAAAAGAGGAUUUUAACACACUACAUGAUAUUUUAGCUCCAUCCUCAACAGUGAAAUUCAUUAAAGAAACUUACCUGGAUACUGUUACAGAAGAAAUAGCAAAAUUUCUUGAAAAUUUUUGUGAGCUGCAGUUCAAAGAAAGUGCUUCCCGUGUGGUUAAAGCAAGCAAGAGCUCCAGCAGGCAUAGAGGAACAGUGCAUGCUUUGGUUACUCCUGAAUACCCACAGAAAGGAAGAAACUUUUUCCUCACCUUAGAUGAACUCAAGUUCUUAUCACAGCUAGUAAAAUCACUUUUGAAGUUGGAAAAAAAUGUCCAGGAGUUGUUUGAAGAAAUGUUCUUAUGGCUCAGGAUACCCAGGAACACUUCAGGAAUUUGGGAGACAUCCAGUAGAGAAUUUGUAAUAGAGAAACCUAGAACAAAUGAGACCAGAAUUCCUUCAGAGCAGCUGCUACCAGUAACAGAGGCUACUUUAUUAGAUUUUGGCUGGAGAAGUGCAUUUAUAAAAGUAUCUCUUCCCACGGCACAUUGUAUAACAACAGCCAUUGAAGAUUUUUCUGCAAAGAUUCUCCAGCAGGAACAGAAUGAAAGGUCUUCAACUCUGAGCUAUGCUUUGAACCUUGUAAAUGUCCAGCAAGUUUGGCAAGAUAGCUAUGUGGUUCCUGAAGCAGACCAACCAAAGAAAAUUGCAAAGUUUUGUUCUGACAUCAUGGAAAAACUUGACAUAAUGCUUCCACUGGCUCUGGCAUGCAAAGAUGAUUCUUUUCAGGAAAUUAGAGCAAACUUUGUGGAGGCCUGUUGUAAAGUGGCAACAGCUGUCCUGGCCAGACUGCAAGAGAGAAGCAAGGAGUUUCCCUCCAAAGCACCCCUGAAAAACCUGCACACGCUGCUCUCCACGGCUGUGUAUGUCUUCCAGCAUUUUAUGCAAUAUGAUCGUGUGAUGAAAGAAAAUGCUAAGAAACCCAUAUUCCUGGUGCCUAUCCAACGAUACCAGGAAUUCAUCAACAGCCUGCAGUUUCAGGUUGCGGACUACUGCGUCAGAGUUUGUGCUACAAGCAUUUUACAGGACGCUGAGAGCCACCAUUGGGAUGACUACACAGCUUUUUAUGAGGGGGAAAGAUGCUCCUUCUCGCUCCAGAUGUGGCAUUAUUUCUUCUGGGCGCUUCAUCACGACCUCUGGACCAUCCUGCCCCCUAAAUUAGCCCAGGAGAUACUAGCAGAAGUGCUGGAGAAGUCUUUGGGUCUCCUGGCCUCCAGAUAUGCCCGGGCCCAUCCCAGUUAUAAGAGAACCCUACAGAUAAGACUUGAUGUCACAACAAUUUUAAUUUGCACUGAGAACAUGUUAUGGUCAGUUUGCACAUCUGUACAGAAGCUUUUGAAUCCUCAUGCAUAUGUAGAUGAUAAAAUUUUUAAAAUUCAUACCCACUGUAAUAAUCUCUUCAUAACAUUAGUUAUUUUGACUUCGCCAUUAACAGAAUUACACCAGACUUUUCAGCAUGGCCUGGGCGAUUCUUCUUCAGAUUCCUUGAAGCCAGUUUUCAAGCAACCAUUACAUUGGCUUUCUUGCAUAACACAUUUCUACCCUUCUUUACUCAGGACUCCAUCAGCUGGACGACUGACAGCCGAGGGUCAACUGAAACUGCUCUUAUCCCAGCCAGGUUGUAAUUGGAACCUGCUUCUGGAAACCCUACUGCAUCACGAUGGUCUUUUACUAAGAAUCUUGCUAAAGAGCUCAAAAUGUACCUUUCAAGAACAAGGUUCCAAUACAGAAAAUAAUCAGAACCAAGGAUCCAGUUUGAUAGAAGCUAUCUUUCAAGUAUUGUACCACUGCACUUUCUCUCCACAAACAUUUGGAAAUGUCUUUGUGAGUUACAUGGAAGAAGAACAAUUAUGGGACUUGUUAUAUAACAUUCCAGUCUCCACGCGCAGAGAGUCCGAGGUAGAGGUCAUCCGAUGCCUGAGACUUGCACUGACCCGCGCCCUCAAGGACGUCGUGCGGCAGGUAGUAUCUGUGAUGAGCUCUGGGAGCAACUGUGAGACGAACCUAAACAGGCACAGCAUUCCUCAAUGUCUGCGUGACAGCAUUCCAAAAGAAUGGAAUUACAUUCCAAGAGACACCAAAAGGAAAGAAUCAAGCAAAGGCUUCACAAGGCUUGCUGCUCAGGCAGUAUCUAUUGUAAUCAGCAAGUUACCUACGGUGAUUGCAUGUUUGCCUCCCCCAAUUAAAUACUUCUUUUUUCUGUCUGAAAGAAAAAUGUCAGAAAACUUGGUUGAAUUGAAGAAAGCUGGCCUGCUUGUCUGGAACUUGAUUGUAAUUAUAUGUCGGAUAUUUGAGGAUGGAAACACUGUGGAACUUUUAACAGGUGCCUCCCUUGACAGACAGAGUAAAGAGAAACUCGGUUUAGUCUGUGUGUGUUUGGAAAGCAUCAUGGGAGAGCAGACGGGUAGCCUUAAUCAAAUGACCCAAAAGGUUAUACGGAGCAUCGAGCAGCAGAAACCCAACUGGAUUGAAUGCCAGUUGUUGGAAGCAAGGAAACUGAGCACCGAAUGUGCAUUUAUGACAAUAGAGAAAAGCACAGCCUUAGAAGAAGGAGAUAUCGCUCUUGAACUGACUGAGCAGAAAAUAAACAUGAUGGUCCUGGAUAUCUGCCACAAACCAGGUGGCAGAGAAUACCUGAGGCAAAUUUAUCACAUCAUGCGGCUCAAUGAGGGAUAUUUAAAAGAACAGCUGUUUUCUAUGAAUGGUUCAGAGGAAAAGCCAUUACCCAUCCACCCUUUAAAGACGACCUUGAGGAGUGUGGAAGAUCAACCCUCUGCCUUUAACCCUUUGCAUGUGUACAAAGUGUUCAGUAAAAACAUGCUUGAUCAGUCAGCCAUCACAAAAUGGAACUGGAAUUGGUCAAACUUGCUGCCAAAUUAUCUAGGACUGGAUAAGAUGACCUUCAGUGUACUGCUCAAAAACAGGUGGGAAAUGAGGAAGGAUGAGAAAUUAGAAGAGGAAGAAAAAGCAAUGCUGGAACAUCUAAAACUUAUGUGCACCAUCCAGGACUCUUCUGCCUCAGAUAAGACAGAGGAACAGUAA